This is a messenger RNA of Drosophila santomea, 1894 nucleotides long. RefSeq names its product solute carrier family 22 member 3. Gene Ontology annotation, biological process: transmembrane transport. The transcript has 2 exons. The record is from RefSeq and is a predicted model, not a curated record. Bases 110 to 1834 code for a protein of 574 amino acids. Lineage: Eukaryota; Metazoa; Arthropoda; Insecta; Diptera; Drosophilidae. Gene Ontology annotation, molecular function: transmembrane transporter activity.
CGGAGCCCUCGAGUUUACCUGCCCAGGUGAGGUGCUAAGCGAAGUCGCAGUCAUGCUGGAGGGUCGGCACUCCCAAGACGUGGUAACUAAAUUCCGCCGCUAGCAAAGAAUGAAGGAGGAGAAUCUUUACCAAGGCUGGAUGCCUAAUAUGCACCGACACGUACCCUUUUCCCUGGAUUUGGGCCAUAUGGCGACCAGCUUCACCUGCACCGAUACCAAAGCCAACGAUCAAACUCCACCUAGCAAAGCCAACAAAACGGUAGAUGGCAGUGAUGACGAUGUGAUCGCACACGUCCUGGGGGACUUUGGGCCUUGGCAACUGCGCUCCCUGCUCAUCCUGUUCCUCUGUAAAAUUCCCGCCGCCUGGUUCAUGGCCUGCAUCCUGUUCACAGCGCCGGAUCUGUACCCGGAGGAGGAGUACAAGUGUGAUGCGAGGGCUUUCGGGCCGGAGGUUAACUCUACCGUCUCGCUGGACCACUGCUAUGUGAUGGUUAACUACGGGGAGUCCGGCUACGCCAUGCGCCAGUGUAGCAAGUUCCUCUACACCACGGGCUUCCACUCCCUGACCAUGGAGUUCGAUUUGGUGUGUCUGUGCGACUUCUUUGUGGCCUGGUCCCAGUACUGGCACCUCUUUGGCCUUCUAAUCGGUGGAGUGGCGGCCACCAAGUUGAUGCGGGUCUUGAGUCCCCGACAGAUUUAUGCAACUGGCAUCUGGUGCCUUCUCAUGUGCAGUCUGCUGAUGGGUCUGGUCAAGGACUUCAGUCUGCACUGCGGACUACGAUGCUUGGCUGCUGUUUCAUGCUGCUUUAUGAUCACCUCCGGGCUUUAUAUAUUUGGUGACAUAACAGCGGGAAAAUAUCGCGUUGGAGCAGUUCUACUUUACGACUGCUUCUGGGCUGUGGGCUUGAUCCUACUCCCAGGCAUAGCCUCUGGUGCUCCCAGCUGGCAGCACAUAUACUUGGGUGUAACUCUCUCCUUGCUGGUGAUUGUCUUCCUGCUGCCCUGGACUCCGGAUUCCCCGCGCUGGCAGCUGCAGCACACCAAGGAAGGCCAACUGGCCAUCGAGCGAACGGUGAGAAUCCUGCUGGAAGCAGCCCGUACCAAUGAAAGGAUGCACAAGGUAUCUAAGGAGUUACCACAGCUGUUGGAACAGCUGAGGGAAAUGAUGCUGGAGCCAAUGCCCGCAGUGCAUUGGAUGCAUUUGUGGAUGGGGCAGCGGAAGAGUACUUUCCACUUGGUGGCUGUGCACAUGGCACUAGCCACUUUCAUGGUGGUCAACACCGGGCUGCUGCUCCAUGUGCGGUCCUUUGGCAGGGAGCACCUGGUGUCCAACACAUUGGCCAUGGGCCUGGCCGAGAUUCUGGGCUGCUUCCUGGCCCUGCACCUGACCUUCAACCAGAGGGAACGCAAGUGGCAGUGGGCCGGAGGAUUUGCCAUUGUGGUCGGCUGCAUCGGUAGCAUCUGUUGGUUCCUCGCCGAGGGUAAUAUGCCAGAGGUUUAUGGACUCACGAUGGGAUUGCUGAUGGCCUCGCUUCCCCAGGCGGCCGUGGCCUGCGCCCAGUCCAUGAUCAUGGCCUGCUUGGGCGAGUUGGUGCCAUUGGAGCAGCGUAGUUGCCUCUCAUUUUCCGCCGUCACGUGGGCGAGGGUGUGGCAGCUCUCCGCCUCUUUUCUCACGCUGCUCAGGCAGGUGAGCCCCGCCCUCUCCCUGUCCGCCUUCUGUCUUCUGGCCAUCCUGGGCGGCCUCUGCACAUGUUGCCUGGUCACGCGGGACAAGGAGCAGCAACCGGGAGGAGCUGCGGUUAAUAAGAGACAGCAACUAAUAGGGCUUACGUAAUAACGUAUACUUAAAAUAUGGUUGGGUGUAUAUGAUAAGUUAGUUUUAGUGUCUGUCAAG